UCUGACCGUGACGGAGACUCCCUGGGAGCUGCUACUGAAAGCUGAACCGGGAACCAGGAAAUGCACAAGCCCCUAUCUAUAGCAAAACAGCUGGGCUCUCUGGGAGACAGAGCACCAUGGGAAACCGGCUCUGCUGCGGGGGAAGCUGGAGCUGCCCAUCAACUUUCCAGAGGAAAAAGAAAAUGGGGAGCCAAGCAAGACGGACAUUAAAGCAGCAGCAGCAACAGAAUGGCACAAAGGGCCAUGACCUAACGGGACGUACGUAUGAGCAGGUGUUAAAGCAGCCUGUGUCUCAGGAGACGAGUCAAGGCCUCAGGUCGGAGGAGAGCAGCUUACACUAUGCAGACAUUCAAGUGUGCAGCCUAACCCAGACACGCUCUGCCCAGGAGGUGAAGCACCUACAGCUAGAAAAUGCUACAGAGUAUGCGACGCUUUACUUCCCCCAGUCCACACGCCGCUAUGACAGCAAGAACGGGACCCUAGUAUGAGCCCUGGGGAGGAUGGACCUGAUUGCAUCAUUUCAUCACUAUGGCUGUGGGGAGAAUCUACUGCUUUGGGGAACUGGCUAGCAGCCCAGGGAUGGCAGACACGUUUUAGAAUUACAGAGCCCCUGGAAUUGAGGGCCCCAGUGUUGCGCUCUCCCUAAGCCUAUCUCUUAUUUGCCACCAUUAGCUUGGGGUUGUAUUUGGGUUACCUGGGGGUGGAUGGAGUUCUACAAAAUGAGGGGGCUAGGCUGAGUGUGCGGGAAGGUAGGGUUUUGCCCCCUACCUUUGCUCCUGCUCUCUAGAAAAGUGCAGAGAGAACAGGUUACCCUUGAAGCAUCUGCACUUGAGCUGAUUUUAUUGGAGUUAAUUUGAUGGUAUCCCUUCUACACACCUUAAACGCCAAAGCUGAAGAAGAAGAGGUGCUCUGGAAAGCAUUCAGAGCUCUCGUACACAGCUUCUAGGGCUGUCUUGGGCAAUUUCCUCAGUGGCUGGGUCAAGGGUCCCAGACCUAUACAAACAAAUGAGGACAGGGGCUGAGGCAUGGAGCAAGCGUUUUCUGACCAUCGAUUACAAGGACGUCAAGUCACAGAUGCUGACAGCACUGCGAGGCCCAGAAACUCCCUUUAGCUGGACUGUUUUCUCUCGCGGGUGCAGAGCCGUCAGGAUCAAUAAAUCGCAUA
This is a messenger RNA of Delphinapterus leucas (beluga whale), 1165 nucleotides long. The record is from RefSeq and is a predicted model, not a curated record. NCBI's taxonomy places the organism in Eukaryota, Metazoa, Chordata, Mammalia, Artiodactyla, Monodontidae.